This is a messenger RNA of Staurois parvus, 540 nucleotides long. The record is from the annotation of a GenBank genome assembly. NCBI's taxonomy places the organism in Eukaryota, Metazoa, Chordata, Amphibia, Anura, Ranidae.
AGUCUUGCACAGGUGUACCGGCUCCUCCCCUCCAGUCUUGCACAGGUGUACCGGCUCCUCCCCUCCAGUCUUGCACAGGUGUACCGGCUCCUCCCCUUCAGUCUUGCACAGGUGUACCGGCUCCUCCCCUCCAGUCUUGCACAGGUGUACCGGCUCCUCCCCUCCAGUCUUGCACAGGUGUACCGGCUCCUCCCCUUCAGUCUUGCACAGGUGUACCGGCUCAUCCCCUCCAGUCUUGCACAGGUGUACCGGCUCCUCCCCUCCAGUCUUGCACAGGUGUACCGGCUCCUCCCCUCCAGUUUUGCACAGGUGUACCGGCUCCUCCCCUCCAGUCUUGCACAGGUGUACCAGCUCCUCUCCUGGACUGGAAUGGCUUCCUCUGAUUUCACUGCACACUGUGAGUUUCUCACAAUGUGCAGUAGAAGCUGCCUCAAUUCAGAAAGAGCUCUGCCUCAUUUCCUGACUGGAGGAUGCCCAGGAUCAUCUUGCACUUUCCUCCUCAGCCUGACUCCCUGAUGUACCCCUUUCAUUCAUUGGAUU